Molecule: messenger RNA, 699 nt
Organism: Plasmopara halstedii
Lineage: Eukaryota; Oomycota; Peronosporomycetes; Peronosporales; Peronosporaceae
Exons: 2
Coding region: 1-699 (232 amino acids)
Source: RefSeq, a predicted model, not a curated record
AUGUCUGAGACCGCCGCUGCAUUAGAGCGAUACAGUGCGUUUGUCGAGGAUGUCUUGCGCCCACAAUUAAAGCGCACACUUUUAAAUCGAGAUGUGCUCGCCCGUGAAGUGCAUGAGUACCAGGAGCUGCAAGAGUUGCUGCACGAAUUGGCCACGAAAAAUGACAAGGACGCAUCGUUGCACACGUUAUUGGACGUGGGUGAACGUUUUCACGAUGGUGCUCGCUACAAGACACAGUUGGUUCAAGCAGUAGACUCGUUGUUUGCAAAAGCCACGACUCGUGCUUUUAGACGCAUGGCAGCGAUCGUACUUCAGUGGGUUUUUCAAUCGUGGAAAGCAGUUACGAAAAGAUCAAAACGGAAGAAUCAUCUUGCUUUAAAAAUUCUUGAAAAGCUACGUAUCCGUCGCAUCUGGACAUCAUGGAGAUUAUUUGUCUAUGAGCGACACAUGAUAGGUACUAUGAUGUUUGCAAAAGCUAGACAACGUGAAGCAAAGGAAAACAUGCUCGAAAUCGCUAAGCUACACGGUGAUAACUUUGAACGUGAAUCGGCAGAUCGCAUGCAAAAUGCAAUACAACGAGAAAUCGUGCAGAAGCUGGAAAAGCAACUAGCAGCAGAAAGGAGUUUAGUGCAAUUAAAAGACCGCCAACUGCUGGAGUUGCGUGGAGUUGAAAAUAUGCUGACGCUUGAAAACGUGUAA